AUGAAAAAUGAAGAUAUAUCUGAAAGGGAAACCUUACUUAAAUAUAAAUUAAAUAACUCAAAUAAGAAAAGAAACAAAGAUUGGAAAGAGAAAGUUGCAUCAAUAAUCAAAACGGGUAAUAAAAAUGAUGCAUCUCAACAUGACGUUUCUAGUCCUAUUAAUACUGAGAGCACCUCUAUAUUUAAUUUCAGAAAAUUUAAAUUUUUCACUAAAUCUAAAAAUAUAUGCAAAGUAAAAUCAAAUAAUUCAAAAGAAUUUAGCAUUUUUUCUAACGGUGCAAAAGAAAAUAUGGAAAAAUUUUCAUUAAAAGAACAAAGUUCAAAUGAUGAUAAAUUAUCUAUUGAUAAAUGCAGUAAGGAUAACAUUAGCAAACAAAGUACAAUUAAAAUUUCUAAAAAUGACAUUAAGGAAUUAAAAAAAUCUAAAAGUUCCAUAAAUACUAAAGUAGAUAUAAACCAUUCAGAUAAUAAUAAAAAAAAUUCAAAAUAUUUAACGAAAGGCAAUUAUAGUCAUGCCAACUCAUAUAAUAAAAGUGUUAAAGCACCUUCGGUAAAAAUUUUUGAAAAAAACAAAAUAGUAUCUUUAUAUAGAGAUCCUAAUAAAAAUAUAAAUUUAACUGAAAACAAAACAUUAAUAAAAAAUAUUAUUAAAACAGAACCGAAAAAUUUUUCUAAAAAAUUUGUGAAUAAUAAUAAUUUGAAUGAAAAAAAAUCAACAAAUUUCAAUAAAAAUAAAAAUGAAGAUUUUGAUGAUGAAAAAUUAAAAUUUUCAUCCAAAAUAACUGUUAAUGAUAAUAAGUUACAUGGCAAUAAAGCAUAUUUAAAUAAUAAUACAAAUGAAAAUUUUCUUCUAUCAAAUAAAAAUAAUACGAGUAUGGAAUUAAGGAAAAAGUAUUCAAAUAAUAUAUUAGAUAGGAACUUAAAAAUAAAUAAAACAUAUAAUGAUAAUAGUAAUAUUAAAAAUUCAAAUUCUAUAAAUAAUCUAAAAUUGAAAAAAAAUGAUCUAGUUAAAAGAGCAGAUAUAAUUAUAAAAAAACAAAUUAUUACAACAGAUGAGUUAUUAAAUGCAGAUAAUUUAAAAAGUCUACAUCGUAUGAAUACAAAAGAAUUAAUGAAUAUGGAAAUUCCAUUUAAGUUAGAUCCUCCUAAUUUAUUUUGUGAAAAUGCUUACAAUAUAAGUCCUUUGACACCUAUUGAAGAAAAAAUUGAUAUGGUACACUCUAUUUUGAACAAUCAUAAAAACGAAAUAAUAACAUUAUUAAAUUCAUGCAUAGAUAAUAACAAGCAAUGUUCUGAGAUGUUAAAAAUAGUUUUAGAUGCCCUAAUUGAAGGAGAAAAUUCCAUUGCUUCAAAAUUAAAUAAAAACAAAUCUCUACAAAAUGAAAUAGUUACAGAAUUAGAACAAAUUUUAACGUCCGUCAAUCAAAAUUAA
Messenger RNA from Plasmodium relictum, 1431 nucleotides. Its product is annotated as conserved Plasmodium protein, unknown function. The transcript is spliced from 4 exons. Lineage: Eukaryota; Apicomplexa; Aconoidasida; Haemosporida; Plasmodiidae. The coding region runs from base 1 to 1431 and encodes 476 amino acids. The record is from RefSeq and is a predicted model, not a curated record.